Messenger RNA from Peromyscus eremicus (cactus mouse), 1725 nucleotides. RefSeq names its product chromosome 12 C3orf38 homolog (gene C12H3orf38). Lineage: Eukaryota; Metazoa; Chordata; Mammalia; Rodentia; Cricetidae. The transcript has 3 exons. Bases 113 to 1129 code for a protein of 338 amino acids. The record is from RefSeq and is a predicted model, not a curated record.
GCGAGCGGCUGGAAAGGCACUUCCGGUGCCUGUUGCUAAGGCGCCGGCCGGCCGGCGGGCCGAGAGGGCGACAUUGGUGGCGUCGUCCUCUGCCCCCUUCCCCGGGGGCGAGAUGUCUGGGCUCAGCCACUUAGAGACGGAGGGCUGCCGUCACCUGCUCGGCCUGCUGGACGAUGACGAGAUCAUGGCCCUGUGCGACACCGUCACCAACCGCCUGGUGCAGCCUGUGGACCGCCAAGAUGCUAUUCAUGCAAUAUUAGUUUAUAGCCAAAAUGUAGAAGAACUUCUGAGGCGCAAAAAAGUCCACCGAGAAGUCAUAUUUAAGUAUUUGGCAAAACACGGGGUGAUUGUACCCCCAAGUACUGAAAAGCACAAUCUUAUUCAGUAUGCAAAAGAUUAUUGGGAAAAACAGUCACCAAAAUUGAAGGAGACAGCAGAAUCAGAUACAAAGACAGAGGACAUCCAGCUCUUUGAACAGCAGGCAAAAGAAGAGCAAAACGCUGAAAAGGUUGAUUUCCGUCGCUUAGGAGAAGAAUUCUGCCACUGGUUCUUUGAACUUCUUAAUUCUCAGAAUCCUUUUCUGGGACCACCUCAAGAGGAAUGGGGCCCACAGCACUUCUGGCAUGAUGUCAAGCUUAGGUUUUAUUAUAGCACCUCAGAACAAAACGUGAUAGACUACCAAGGAGCAGAAAUUGUGAGCCUUCGUUUACUGUCAUUAGUGAAAGAGGAAUUUCUUUUUCUCAGUCCCAACCUCGAUUCUCAAGGACUAAAAUGUGCUUCUUCUCCUCAUGGAUUAGUUAUGGUCGGAGUUGCAGGGACUGUCCACAGAGGAAAUACUUGCUUGGGCAUAUUUGAACAAAUUUUUGGACUUAUCCGUAGCCCUUUUGUGGAAAAUACUUGGAAAAUCAAAUUUAUCAACCUGAGAAUUGUUGGAGGAAGUUCCCUUGCUCCUGGAACAUCCCUGAAACCAGCUGUUACAUUUGAACAGAGUGAUCUGGAGGCCUUUUAUAAUGUAAUCACUUUGUGUAAUAACCCCAGUAGUGGGACUGGAGACCAGGUUUUAUGUAGUGGAGAUGAGGCAUUGUUGAACAAAAGGGAACAGAAUUUGCCUAAUCCUCUAAAACCCUGAGCACUGUAUUGUCAUCCCAAAGUAGCUGCAGAAACUUCCCAGCACAACACUGAUCAUCUUUAAGUGACUGCAGAUGUGAGGAUUGACAUAUUUUAGCUGAAAUACAUUUUUGGACUGGAGACUAAUGUGAAUACUUGCCUAUUUCUACCCAAGUUAGAGCAAAUGUUCUGAGAACUUAUUGUGGUCCAGCAAAUAAAUCCCACUUUAGAUGUUGUAGAUAACUGUGUGCCUUAGAAACCAUAGGUAAUAUUUUCAUUUUAUUUAGUGAAUAGCCUGUUAGUCUCUGUACCUCCAAGUGGCAAAGAUUAGUAGUAGUCAUGGCUUAUUGGAUAUCUUAAAAAAUGCAUCUCACUAAAGAGUUGUCUAAAAAAAGGUAACAGUUUAGAGAUGUUUGUAUAAAUGCAAAAGUCCUAUUAAUUAUAUAAAGUACAAAUAAUGUACUUGUGCAAAAAGUCCAAUAAUUUAUUCUGGGGAGAAAAGCUUAUUUCACCUUUUUGAAACUUCUCUUUUAAAUUAUCUGUUCUAGUCCAAGCAAAUAUCUCAAAAUCUGCUACUUUUCUGAACUAUUUUGGGCAAUAAAUGCUGUUUUCAACACA